Molecule: messenger RNA, 2176 nt
Organism: Drosophila mauritiana
Lineage: Eukaryota; Metazoa; Arthropoda; Insecta; Diptera; Drosophilidae
Gene: Jhbp15
Exons: 3
Coding region: 383-1120 (245 amino acids)
Source: RefSeq, a predicted model, not a curated record
GCAUCUAUAUACGUUAAAGUUACAUGAAUCGGAAACCACCGAAAGAUAUUUUAGGGACUUAUGUCAUAGCCUACAGAUAAUUGCUGUUAUGUUAAGUUGUAUUUAAAAUCAGUGUAAUGACCGAUUAGUUGACUGAAAGUGAAAAUGACUGCCCCAAAAGCUUAAUGAGGUAAUCAUUGGAUCGCUCCAGCUACAAAGUGUUAGGUGUCAGGUGUCAGGGCGUGGGCGUGGGCGUGGGUAUCUAAUAUAUCCAUUUAUCGAAGUGAUUAUUGACUGAUUUGCAUUUGCAUGUAACCGGCAAUUGUCUGACGAUGCUUAAUGGCCUAUAAAAGCGAAUAGUUAGUCACAAGCCACUCAUUAAUUAUCACUAAAUCAAAUCGAAAUGAGACUAAUCGUGUUCGUUUGCUGCCUGUGGAUGGCUCGAAGUUUGGGGCAGUUGCCUCCUGAGAUCGAGAAAUGCAAGGCUGGCGAUUCCAUCUGCAUAGCGGAAACUGUCACCAGGAUUCUGCGCUUGUAUCCCAAGGGUCUGCCCUCCAUUGGAUUGGUUGGUCUGGACUCCAUUUGGUUCGAGGAUGUCGUCGUCAGUCGGUUGGAACCAGAUGGGUCAUCUACUUUGGAUUUGAAAUUCCAUAACCUAACCGUAAUAGGAUUCGCGGACUCCACAGUGGCGGAGGCAAAGGGAUUCGAAGCGGAUCUGCCGCGGGUCCUCGAGUUGAGUGGCUGGAUUCCAUUGCUGAAACUCAAUGGAUAUUACGAGAUGCGGGGCAGUUUGCUGACCAUGCCCAUUCAUGGCAAAGGUCAAGCCCAGGUGGAGAUCAGGGAAUGCCGCGUUCGCUGCAAGGUGCGGGUUUUGGAGGAUCUCCGAGACGAUGGCAAGCUAUACGCCGGAAUAUCCAAGGUCAAGUGCUUGCUGGAUGUGCAGGGCAUGCACUUGAAUUUCGAAAAUCUUUUCAACAAUCCUGAAAUGAGCGAUGCCAUGAACGCUGUGGCCAACACAAAGUGGCUGGAAAUUUGGCAUACCCUUCGCAGGGGUAUCACCUCUGCAGUGGAUCAGUUGGUCGAGUCGAUUCUCAAGCGAGUAGCUAACAAGUUACCAUAUGACGAUUUCUAUAGAGACUAGAAGUACCAUGCAUAUUUGGUUUAAGCCUAGCUCUAAAAACAUUUAUAAGAAAUGGUUAAAUAUUAUUUCUUAUUAUUACUGUUUUUCAAAUGUGUAUGGUCGAGCUUACAAAUCAAAAGCAUUUUCAAUUUGUUGUGGAGGAUGGCUUAAUCUGCAAGUAUUAUAUUUUAAUAAUAUUAUCCUGUGGACCACACUAAGAGUAUUCAAUUCAAUGUAUUCAUCUCAUUAAAUUAUUUUGGUCUUUGUUUAUGUCUCUUUCUUGCGGAUACGUGCAGAUACUACCUCUCAAUUCACUAUAAUAAUAUAAACGUUUUAUGAUGUAAUGGUCUAAAACUUGUUAAAGCUAUAAUAUAGCUUUAAAAUGAAUAGUUUAACUUUAAGAUUUGCCAUUGAAAAAAUGCAAUUCAGCUUGGCAUGUCUCGCAAUAGUAGAUUUCUUGGCUUAAGCCGAUGAAUUACGUAAGACUUUACAGAAUCUGUAAACGUGAUCCCACGAAUUUACAUUUUAAACAGCUACUGGGAUUGAAAAGUGAGAAAGCGGAGAUCUAUAGGAAACCACUGGACGGUUUUGAGAAUUUGAGUGACCAAAGGUUUUAUGGUAUUAGGCACAUCGCUAUGACCAAGAUUCAGAUCCGAGGCGUCCACAGAUUGAGAUACAUUGCCAAAUAACCACAGCACGGUUUCUAUUCAUAUCUUAAUUUCUCGGCUUCAUAAAAAAUGUUAUGGGUGAAUGCAAAUCUGAUUUUCAGAACGUUGGGUUUGUUGCUCAGUUCUUUCUUAAUGUCGAAAACAAAGGAUAUGCUUAGUCCUAGUAUUUUCAUAGAUCGGCAUAUUGAAAUCUUUUCUUAUUACACAGCACAGUUUGGUUUUUAGUUGGAUUCAGCACAAUAAUAAUCUCUUCGGGGACAACACUGAUCAUUCCGUGAUCGUUAACGAAUAUUAUUAGUAAUAAUUUUGAGGAGUAUUGGAUCGAUCUCGAACCGGAUUUCGUAAUUGUAAAACUAAAUGUUUCUUUAAAUCUGUUAAGUCAACUACGUUUACUUGAUUUCUGUGUUGC